AAUUGAUUACGAAUUGCUAUAAAUACGCAGUGGUCGUUUUCAUAUACACAUUAUUGUGUGGAUACAUCAAUAAAGUAAAAUGGCGGUCAAAACCAUUGUCCUCUGCGCUCAGGUCCUUCUCGUUCAGUCGGUGCUUGGAAACCCAACUCUCAACAGAAAACUGCCGUCAGCCAUUUCUGGCGUAAGCGGUACUAAGGUGGUCGAAAGCACCGUCGCUGUUAGUAACAAUGCAAUUGGCGGUAGAGGCUUGGCCAGUAAUGGUCUAAUUGGUACUGGACUCGGCUUGACUAACGCUGGGUUGAUCGGCUCUGGAGUCGGUUUGGCCAACACUGGAAUUGUAGGCACUGGUUUGGCUGGCGUCGGAUUGGCCAACCCUGCCUUAAUCGGUAAUGCCAUACUGCCUGCUCCCGCCCCUGGAUUCCUCGACUUUGCCACAAUCACCGCCAGAGACAAUCUACCCAUCUUCAGCUUCUCUCCUCUCGCUCCAACUGGUCUCACUGUUGUGUCGGAGAACAUCAUCGAAGGACCUAUGGCAGUCGCUGGACAGCUGCCUUUCCUAAGCGCUGUAGCGUUCGAAGGUGCUCUGCCGACUGAAGGCGCGGGCGCUGCUGGCUGCGGCUGCGGCAAUGGUAACAUUGGCAUCAUCAGCGAGAGCUAUGAACCUCUCAUUCCCCCUGCUCUGGGUGGACUCGGUUACGGUCCAGGACUUGGGCUUGGAGCCGGCUAUGGUUAUGGACCCGGACGCCUAGCUCUGUAAACUUUUUCACUGCAAUUUGAACGUUGCCUAAAUAAAAUCUAUUCUGCAAGCAAUAA
Molecule: messenger RNA, 813 nt
Organism: Galleria mellonella (greater wax moth)
Lineage: Eukaryota; Metazoa; Arthropoda; Insecta; Lepidoptera; Pyralidae
Product: chorion class CB protein PC404-like
Exons: 2
Coding region: 80-757 (225 amino acids)
Biological process (GO): multicellular organism development; chorion-containing eggshell formation
Cellular component (GO): egg chorion
Molecular function (GO): structural constituent of egg chorion
Source: RefSeq, a predicted model, not a curated record